Molecule: messenger RNA, 921 nt
Organism: Calidris pugnax (ruff)
Lineage: Eukaryota; Metazoa; Chordata; Aves; Charadriiformes; Scolopacidae
Gene: PNPO
Product: pyridoxamine 5'-phosphate oxidase
Exons: 7
Coding region: 1-783 (260 amino acids)
Biological process (GO): pyridoxine biosynthetic process; pyridoxal 5'-phosphate biosynthetic process
Molecular function (GO): FMN binding; pyridoxamine phosphate oxidase activity
Source: RefSeq, a predicted model, not a curated record
AUGGCCCCCCCUCCAUGCCGCUUGUCCCCCUGGAAUUGGGAUGACACCCCCCCCUCCAAGCUGUCCCCAAGACCCGGGGUGACCCCUUGCUUUCUAGGGGUCACCCCAUCCCCUGUGCUGGCCGUGCCCUUGCGUCUGGCCUUCGAGGAGCACCACCUGGCCUCCCACGACCCCAUCCAGCAGUUCCAGGUCUGGUUCCAGGAGGCCGUGGGGUGCCCGGCCAUCGGGGAGGCCAACGCCAUGUGCUUGGCCACCUGCACCAGGGACGGGAAGCCCUCGGCCCGCAUGGUGCUGCUGAAGGGCUUCGGGCAGGACGGCUUCCGCUUCUUCACCAACCACGAGAGCCGUAAGGGGAAGGAGCUGGACGCCAACCCCUUCGCUUCACUGGUCUUCUACUGGGAGCCCCUUAACCGGCAGGUACGGAUCGAGGGCUCGGUGAAGCGGCUGCCGGAGGAGGAAUCGGAGCGGUACUUCCACUCCCGCCCCAAGAGCAGCCAGAUCGGGGCCGUCGUCAGCCACCAGAGCAGCAUCAUCCCCGACAGGGAGUAUUUGAGGAGGAAGAACGCGGAGCUGGAGGAGCGUUACAGGGAGACGACGGUGCCGAAGCCCCCAUACUGGGGGGGCUACGUGCUGCAUCCGGAGGUGAUAGAGUUCUGGCAGGGCCAGAGCAACCGCCUGCACGACCGCAUCGUCUUCCGACGCCUGCGGGAGGGCGACCCCCCCCCGGGGGACAUGACGCACCGGGGAGAGGGCGACUGGGUCUUUGAGCGCUUCGCCCCAUAGAGGACCACCCCCCCCCAAAAUCUCCAGAUGCGUUCAGCCCCAUCAGGAAUGUCACCUGUGCCAAACCUGUGUGUCCCCCCCAUCUCAUCCUGCCCUGGGGAGGGGGCUGCCCUGGCUCUGCCCUCCCCCUGGACACAC